Molecule: messenger RNA, 1296 nt
Organism: Nymphaea colorata (pocket water lily)
Lineage: Eukaryota; Viridiplantae; Streptophyta; Magnoliopsida; Nymphaeales; Nymphaeaceae
Product: purine permease 1-like
Exons: 2
Coding region: 19-1134 (371 amino acids)
Cellular component (GO): membrane
Molecular function (GO): purine nucleoside transmembrane transporter activity
Source: RefSeq, a predicted model, not a curated record
GACUCAAAUCCACCUCUCAUGUCUAUAAAGCAUACAAGACUGUAUUAUCUUCUGCACCAAAAAAAUAUGGAAAUUGAGAGCAACCAAGUUCCAGCACCAGCUGCCACUCACUUAAAGAAAUGGCUUCUCCUUGCAAACUCUCUCUCCUUAGCAGUAGGCUCCACUGCAGGUCCUCUGCUGCAGAGGCUCUACUUCUUGCAUGGAGGAAACCGUCGAUGGUUUUCCAGUUGGCUUGAGACCGGAGGCUGGCCGAUCAUGCUCAUUCUCUUGCUUAUUUCAUACUUUCGACGGCGCCGGAAUUCAGGCUGCAGAACUCCAGUUUUCUUCAUGACAUGCAGGCUGGCAGUUGCUUCUGCAGCUCUUGGAGUGAUAACUGGGUUCGACGAUUUCAUGUACUCCUUCGGGCUAGCAUACUUGCCUGUUUCAACCUCUUCUCUGCUCAUAUCUACACAGUUGGCUUUCACUGCCGUGUCCGCGUUCCUACUUGUGAGGCACAAAUUCACUCCCUUCUCCAUUAAUGCAGUGGUCUUGCUUAGCAUCGGUUCAGCAGUGUUGGGUCUCCAUUCUAGCAAAGACAGACCAAAGAAUGUUAAUAAUUUCAAGUACUACCUGGGCUUCGCUUUGACGCUUGGGGCGGCGAUGCUCUAUGGGAUGAUUCUGCCGCUGGUGGAGUUGAUGUAUAGGAAGGCCAAGCAGACGAUAACUUACACGCUUGUGAUGGAAAUUCAAAUGGUGAUGUCCUUUUCUGCUACUGCUUUUUGCACAGUCGGUAUGCUGGUGAACAACGAUUUCCAGGUUAUCACGAGAGAAGGAAGUGAAUUUGGGCUUGGUGAAGCCAAGUAUUACUUGCUGCUAGUAUUCACCGCGAUCGUGUGGCAGCUCUUCUUCAUUGGUGCAGUUGGUGUCGUCUUCUGUGCUUCCUCAUUGUUCAGCGGCAUUCUCAUCUCUCUCUUGCUUCCCGUCACAGAAAUACUAGCAGUGCUCUUCUUUCAUGAGAAGUUUGGCGGUGAAAAGGCCAUUUCACUCAUCUUAUCUCUAUGGGGCUUCGCCUCUUACUUCUAUGGGGAGUACGCUCUCAGCAAAAAGAAGCCAUUGACACCGACUAACCCAGGCGACGCCCAGCUUCAACCAUAGAGCCAAUGCCAGGUAUCCCUCCAUAAGUUGCCUCAUAACUGGUGGAAAUUUAGCUCUGUUUGUACGAUAGAACCACAUGUGAUCUGGGGCUUGGAUGCUGGUGACAGACAAUUUUAUAAAUCUUGAAGAAUUAAGAUAUGAAUUUCAAGUAAUUUAUUGUUA